AUGGCGGAUAGCAAAAGCCUCAUCACCAAUGAAGCGUCAUCUGUUGAUGAUAGGGUGUUGGAAGGCUCCUCUCAGUCAUCCGUCAUCGAAAGCUGCCUACCAGGAAAUAACUUUUGCCAGGUUAUGCAUGAUCUCCUCUUCUUCGAAUUUCAAAUCGAGCGGAGGUUCCUCACCACAAACACAGUCUAUAGAUAUACAUGCGGUAACACGAACUGCGAUUUUACAUGUGGAGUGCCACAUCUUAUGUUGAUCGUAAGACGUAUCUGUCGACUCACAACUAGACCUCUUCACGUCUACGUCCUUGGGGGUAUUAUGGGAAAGGUGAUGGAUUUACAGAAACGAUUCUUGCCGGAUUUGCAAAAACGACUCUUGUUGGCAAGUCAACAAAAUGUUAAAGAUAAUGAGCCGGAAAUUCUUAUGGCGAAGGAGUUCAUGUAG
Molecule: messenger RNA, 438 nt
Organism: Pseudovirgaria hyperparasitica
Lineage: Eukaryota; Fungi; Ascomycota; Dothideomycetes; Acrospermales; Acrospermaceae
Exons: 2
Coding region: 1-438 (145 amino acids)
Source: RefSeq, a predicted model, not a curated record